Symbiodinium natans is the source of this 1740-nucleotide messenger RNA. Lineage: Eukaryota; Dinophyceae; Suessiales; Symbiodiniaceae. The record is from the annotation of a GenBank genome assembly.
AUGGUUGGGGGCCUGGCCUAUCGGCUCAGGGGCACGGCAUCGUGGAAGCCGCCGGCGAGCUAUGGGAGCCUUGAGGAGGCGAGUUUGGGCUGGCCAGGCCCCAGAAGGGCAGAGAAAAUGAGUUCAGCUGUCGGACCUUGCCUGCGGUUCAUCGUCCAUGUAGACCUCAAGCUGUCAGACUUCCAAGCUAGCAGUGGCGACUGGCCUACUGAGCUCUCCAGGAUGGCGCGCUGCUGCCUGGCUGCGCUUUGGCGGGCGCAUGGAGCCUACUACCGCUGCAGCAUCUCCUGCGCCUUUCGGGGUGAAGAGGAGAAUCCUGGGCCUGUGGUGACGUUGUUUCGGCAGUUUGCGAACCACUUUGCAGGGAAGGCUGCCACCGAGCAUCAGCUCCUGACUACCCUUCAUGACGUGAUAACGGGAGGGCAGCAGAACGGGCCCAGUGGUCGCCCUGGGAAGCGUGCUUUCUGUGUGCAGCGGCCUGGCAGCGAAGAAGAUGAUUUGUGGUCACUUCUCGGUGUGAGAAACUCCGAGGAGCGAGUGGCCGAGUUGCUCAUUCAAUCCGACAGUGCUGGAGAUACCAACGAAGUGUGGCGAAGCCUGGUCCUUGGGGAGGGGACUUUGCUGAUCUUUGCCGUGUUUGGGCCAAAGAUCUUCAUAUCCAAGCCAAGUACUCGGAAACUUCGGAAACUGCCAGUCCAGCUGAACUACUACGAGCUGGCACGACAAUUUGACUUCGAGGCACAGGCUGCGGGCAUGGCCUACGUUGCUCCGCCAACCUCCCCAACCGGCCGAGCUGCCGAGGUGGAGACGGAGAUUGAGGACAACGGAGCCGCCGACGACGAUGACGACGAGGAGGCUGUCGUGCUACCAGCCGACGAGGUUGAUGAGGAGCUGGUCCAAGCAGAUGCGAUUGAGGCCAUCGAGAGGGCAACUCCUUCGGAGAGCAGUUCGGCGGCGCGAACCGCAGACUACAUGGUGCCUGAGCAGAGCAAAGAGGUUUGGAAGCACUUUGGUUGCGACACCGAGGCUGGGCGCAUGCUGCGGAAGCUCUAUAAAGGGGCUGGCAGCCGCGAACUGGGAUCGAAGGUCUCGUAUCCUCAGCUGGCAACCCCAGUGAAACGCUGGGAGCCCCCGCCGAAAGCCAAGCCGGCAGCGCCCAAGGCAGUGGUCCGGGUGCCUCGGGCAGUCGCGCCGAGGCGCGACAUGGAUGACCCGAGGCAGUGGCCCGCGCCUCCCAUUCCUUGCAGGAGACCUGCUCGUGAGAUCUUGGCUGAGCUUGAGGCAGAGGAGGCGCGCAGACGCCGCACCCAGCCUGACCUCCCGAAAGGCAAAGAUCUGGACAAUGAGAAGCAGAACCUGCAGGACCGGUUCCGGUACUGUGGCGGCCGAAUGUUGCCCAAGGGCAGCAUGGGAUACGUGGAGCCAGGCAGCGUUCCACCCAUCGGCGGUGCUUCCGAGGCAGCCGCACGCCGCGAAGACCGACGGAGAUACGACGAGAAUGGCUUUGAUGGUGAGCAGCGGGAGAUUUUCGAAGAGCUCGUAGGGGCUGUGCAACGCAAACAGGCACGCAUCGCGCAGAUCGAUGACGAACAGCUCAGCGAUCCCAGACCAAGCAAGGCAAAGACAGCUCGGAACAAGGAGGCCCUGGAGCUUCGGAAUGGCAUCGAACGUGACCUCAAGGACCUCGAGACUCUGAUGAGCUUAGCCGAGGGGCAAGCAAACAAGGCUGUCUCACCUUGA